CAGUACGUUCACUCAGUUAUUCCUGUGAACAUGACCUCCCCGUUGUUUAAAUGACACGUUGCAUUAGUUAAGUCUGUGGGAGACGACAAAAGUUGUCGCCGUCUCUUUGUACCUGAGGCACUUUUAUCAGGUGCAACCAAGUGUGACGACGAGCUGUCACCGAUUGCCUGCAAAACAAGAAGUUGCGAGGAAAACUCCCUGACAACGGAGCCUGUGGCGUUUGGCUGAAGCGAGUGGUGUUUGCUCACUUGUCUUGUUUUUUUAAAGCGUUCAGUAAUAGUCGGUGACGUGUGCAGCCUGCAUGUCUCCGAGUUUUGUCCACCUUCUGAGAGAUGCCAAGAAGCCAUCAAUGUAAACAGUGAAAUAUGGAUGACAUGCCUGAACUCUCCUGAGUCGAGACGUGGAGCAAUUGUUAGCGGAGGUUGUGAGCGCUCCCGGAGUACCGUCGGAAUCGUUGACUUUCGGAGAACCGAGACUUUUUUUUUCAGAUGUAGAAGAGAUGGAGCUAAGCUACCAUGAAGUGCCAAUAUACGGGCAGCAAUCUAUGCUAGCAGUGUUUGAAGAGACCUGCCCUUUACCUGAAGAUGCACAAUUGUACUUUGUGUAUGAGGGCUCAAGCCAGAUGCAUGUAACUAUGGCACAGAGACUUAAUACUAAGACACUGGAGUCAGUCGUUCCGGGUCAUGAUACUCUGGAAGACGUUACAGUUUCCGCCUGCAUGUGUACAGAAAGAAAUUCAGUAUCUAUCCUUGGUUGCAGUAAGAUAACCUACACGGAGGAUAUAGCAUCAAAACUAGCUCAGGUUCUGGUUGAAAGUGCUGACACAGUGACUUGCACGAGUCAUCUGACUCUGCUUGAACGAUUUGGCCUAACUAUAGAGGCUCUGCAGUCUUUAGAUGAGAAGAUGACUGCUGCUUUUGAACACCUAGAGUUACCACCGUCUUGGAAUCUGCUUGGAAAGUGGGCAGGACAAGAGAUAAUCCACAGGGAAACCCUGCUGCAUGUUUCAGUGAGAUUAGGUCUUUAUAAAUUCUCUCAGUUUCUGCUGUGCAAGCCUGGUGGUAUCCAAGCUAUCAUGGUGCCCAAUGAGGAAGGAGUGACACCUGUGGACUUAGCAUUGGAGAACAGGAUGCAAUGCCUUGCUGAAUUUUUCAAAGAUAUUGAGAAUUCCCAAGUCACACCCUCAGUCAGAAUCUAUAAGACUUAUGGUGACAGCCACGUACUACAGAAGUGUGUUAAUGGACCAAACACUUUCAUACUGACCAUGGAAAACAAGAUAAGGCACUCACUGGAGUCAGAUAUUCUACUUCUGCAGAGAUAUAUGCAGGAUGCUAACUUGGAAAAUGCGAUAACUUAUCAGAGAGAUGCAAAUGUAGAUCGACUGAAGUUGAAUCACCCCUCUACAGAGGGAGUCCACAGCGAAGUUAAAGUCAAGCAAGGGUCUUGUUCUGAAACAUAUACCUAUGAAUCUGAUCAGUCAACGGGAAGCACAGACAAGGAGAACCUUGCUAAGCAUGUUAGCACUGAGAGAGAUCAGGCUGGUGCAUUGCUGGAUGAAGUGGAUCAAACCUUACUGGAUACAGAGUGUAAACAUUCUUCACAAGAAUUCUUCAAGAAGUCAAGACCAGGUCCAUCUACCUUUCUGGCUGCAGCAAGACUUUCUUCCAUGCUGAAUGGCAGAGAAGAAAUUUAUGCGAACUGUAUGGUUGUAGAUCAGGUUGAUGAGAGUGGUAUAAACUAUAACAGUAAUAAUGUUACCAUUGGAAAUACCAGUACUGCUAAUGCAUUAUGUGGAAAGUCAUCUGAAGACCAACUUUGCCAGGCUUAUAAUGCCCCUCAAUCUAUGGAACCCAAUACAUCUACAUCGUUAGAGGAUAAUAUACCUAGGAAACAUAUGAGUGAAUAUUCUGAGGACCACACAGACACCCCAAUUCAUAAGGAAGAUCAAGAUAGUUUUGCGGAACAAAUUUCUGAUUUAUCUUCACCUGAUAAUGUUUUAUGCCGAUCCUUCGCACUAUCUCAGCAUCAUGGUUGUGUCAAAGCAGAAAGUCCUUCCACAAGCAUCAACAGUAAACAAAGGUUCAUCUUUGAUGGUAUUGAUGCAGACAGCGAGGGAGAAGAGGUCUCAGAUAGAUCCCAGGGUUCAUGCACCCCAAAGUCUCCAAACUCUGUUGCAUUAUUUGCCAGCAGUGGAGAUGAACUGGACUCUUUUGAGACUCACCAGGAAACAGAGAUAAACACCAGAGAUUCUGAGUCCAAGCCUUCAUCCAGCAGUUUACGGCCAAAGGAGCCUGAAGACACUGGGAUUCGGCUGAGAUCAUACUCCCUUUCCUCGCCUAAAGUCUCUCAAAGCAAAUCUCGAUUCGUAAGGGAUUUUAGUGUGUUUGAUUCCACAAGUGAAGAUGGUGUUUUCAGCAGUGGACGAUCCCUUCUUCAAGCGCUCUCACUGUCUAAAUCAGUUUCUCUGCUACACCAUGGUAAACAGCGAACCUUCAGCCUACCUGAGCACCCGAAAGAGAAAAGAAUUGAAGAGGAGGAGUGGGACAAGUAUAUUAUUCCUUCAAAAGCAGAGACUGAAAAAUAUAAAGUGAGCCGCACAUUCAGCUUCCUCAAAAACAGAAUGACAAGCACCAGAAAUAAGGGAAAGGGGAAACAUAAAGAUACCAAGGAGAAGGAGAAAUGGAGCAAUGGCCAUCACUUCAUGGCAGGAAUUAUUUCAGGGACAGUGCAAUGCAUGGUUUGUGACAAGCUUGUUGGUGGAAAGGAUGGUCUACAGUGCUUCAAUUGUGCCACGAGUAUUCAUAAAGCUUGCAGAGAUUCUGUUCCUAUGUGUACCAAGGUCAAGAAUCUAAAUCCUCAAGACAAAUGUCAUGUAGUAUCCCGAAGCAAGCCAACUCACUGUGUGCACUCUAAUUCACUUAAGGAUGCUUCGCAGUCUACAUUUCUAUCACUGAACGCCACCUCAUCAUCUUUGCCAAUUGGACUUUCUGCUCUCAAACGAGAAAGCUCUCUACAACAUCAGCCCUUGUCAAAAAGUGCCUCUAGUAUUAGUAUAGACAGAAGAAUCAUGGAGUCAAUGGACAUGGAGGUGGAUGGCUUUGUUUCUAGGAACAAAUCACAGUCUGAGGAAUUACUUCAAACAAUGGGGUCAUCGCCUUCAACAGAAUCACUUGCAUUGGAGGAUAACGUGGUCCCUUCAAUGCGUGGAGACCUUGAGUUUGAUGCACAGGAAUUUAAAGCUGAGUCCUGGAGCCUUGCCGUCGAUCAUGCAUUUAGUAGUAAACAACAGAAAGACCUGAUAAAGAGACAAGAUGUUAUAUAUGAGCUGAUGCAGACAGAGAUGCACCACAUUCGGACCCUGGAGAUAAUGUCAGACAUUUUUAGGAAGGGCAUGAAGGAGGAGCUGCAAUUAGAUCACAACACCAUUGACAAAAUAUUUCCCUCUUUAGAUGAGCUUUUAGAAAUUCACAAGCACUUUUUCUUCUGCUUGAAAGAGAGACGGCGGGAAUCUUUUGAGGAAGACAGCGAAAGGAAUUUUUUUAUCAAUAGGAUUGGUGAUAUCCUUUUACAACAGUUUACAGAUGAAAAUGGCAAUAAAUUGAAACAAACGUAUGGUGAUUUCUGUAGCCAUCACAAGGAGGCAGUCAGUUUCUUUAAAGAGCUACAACAACAAAAUAAGAAAUUCCAAAACUUUAUCAGGCAACAGAGCAACAAUCUGCUGGUCCGACGCCUUGGUGUCCCAGAGUGUAUACUACUGGUUACCCAGCGUAUCACCAAGUACCCAGUCCUGCUUGAGCGAAUACUGCAUUACACAAAAGAAGCAACAGAAGAGAAUGAGGAUAUAACUAAAUCUCUCAGUUUGAUAAAGGAUAUAAUAGUGGCAGUAGAUACAAAGGUCAAUAAAUAUGAGAAAGAACAAAAACUACUGGACAUCUUAAAUAAGUUUGAAAACAAAACAUACGCCAAGUUAAAGAAUGGCCGUACAUUCCGGAAGCAAGACCUGAUCAACAGAGGGAGGGAAUUACAGCAUGAGGGUUCGAUGUAUUGGAAAACAGCCACAGGACGAUUGAAAGAUAUCACAGCUCUGCUUCUUACUGAUGUGCUGGUUUUCCUGCAGGACAAAGACCAAAAGUAUACUUUUGCAACUGUGGACCAGAAGCCUGCAGUUAUCUUGCUGCAGAAAUUAAUUGUCCGAGAAGUAGCAAAUGAGGAACGAGGAAUGUUUUUGAUUAGUGCUUCAUCUGCUGGACCCGAAAUGUAUGAAAUGCACACCAACUCAAAGGAGGACAGGAAUAAUUGGAUGAGACUGAUCCGAAUGGCAGUGGAAAGCUGUCCUGAGGAGGAGGAAGAACGAUUAAGCGAAUAUGAAGAGGACAAGCGUAUUGUUGAGGCAAGAGCAGCCAGGACCCGGAAGUUCCAAGAGCGACUGAGUUUCCAGGAUCAGCUAGUUUGCAGUAGUUUGGAGGAGAAGCUGCGAAUCUAUGCAGAGAUGGCUGAAAGAAAUGGCUAUGAAGAAGCAGGUCAGGAAACACAGCUUUUGAUCAAACCAGAUGCCGUUGAGUUUCCACAAGCUGGAUUUUUAUUGACCGCUGCAGUUAGAGAGGCUGAGAGCCUUCAUUCUCUACUGAUAUCUCAACCAUGCAACUUUGCUCGGCAGCCACGGGAAGGUUUGGGCGAACCAGUGACACCACACAAGCUUGAACUGUUUGGGAACUGUAGUUAUAAUGCGUCACAUUCUAUAUAUGCAUCUGACACUAAGAACCCAGAUUCACAGUUACCAGUCACGGAUUCGGUGAUGAGACAGACAGGAGGUGCAUGGUGUGGCUUUGACCCUCCACUUUUGCAGACAGAUGGUGAACUAUACAGACCUAGAUCAGAUAGCACUAUACGAAAGAUAGUUCACAGUGUGCAAAAUAUCACUCAGCUUCUUUACAGUUUACAGGCUGUAGUGACCAUACAAGACAGUUAUAUAGAAGUGCAGCGACUGAUCUUGCAGGAGCGUGAGCGAUUAGCUCAUAUUCAAGGCCCCCGAGGAAACCUACUUCUCGAGCAAGAGAAACAGCGCAACAUGGAGAAGCAAAGGGAAGAACUGGCAAAUGUACGCAAACUUCAAAACCAACUGCACCAUGAGCAGCAGCGCUGGGAACAAGAAUGUGAACGCAGACAGCGGGAGCAGGAAGCACAAGAGAACAGACUACAGGAACGUGAGCACGAAUGUCAACAGCAGGCAGAGCAGAUGUGGCGAGACCGGGAAGAGUUGGAGAGCCAGUGGAAAGAGUAUCAGCAAAACCUAGAGAGAUUGAGGGAAGGCAUGAGAAUGGUGGAAAAAGAAAGAGAUAAGCUGGAGACACAACAGAGGCAUCUAAAUGCCUGGAAACACAGUCGACAGAGGAGCCUGCCAGUGAUGAUGUUCCCAAAGGAAACCAGUCAGGUCCCCAUUCACACUCGAACAGGAAGCUUGGGUGGUGCAGGACUAGAUACAGCAUCAGUCUUUGUAAAUGAGGCAGCACUCCAAUAUUCCCUGAACAGCCACCAGAGAGCAAACAGUAUACGGACGUUUCCUGAAUCUCACAAGAUGGAGAGCUCCUUGGGCUCCAUUGUUAGGAUUAAUGAGAACCUGAAAAAUGACGUUCCUGUUCAGCUUCUGAGUACAACCAAUCAGCUCCUGAAACCUACAGGUAUCCAGCAACAAAUACCAACAAAAUUGGCAAGUUUCUCCAAAGGAAACAAGGAAAAAAACAAAGCUUCCUGUGACCAACCUAACUACACAAAAGAUGAUGUUGCUGAUAAAUUCAGUAGUUCUUCAAGUCACGUGUUAAUGGAACAUCAGAGUUUGAUUUUCCAUUCAGAUCCGAACACCAAGCAAAUGGCCUUGUCUGUUCAGCAACCAACUCCAAGCAGUCUGCAUCAAGGGGGUUUACAGGCACAGCGUGAGAUGCAGCUGUUAGUGCAACCAUGCUCAUAUGUCCCACAGGAAAGCAAAAAUGGACAAGAAGAUGGGGCUGAAGAGGAGAACAUAUUCUACUUCUGAAAGUCCUUUAGCAUUAGCACUUUUAAGUCAAACUGGAACAACAUAUGGACACCUUGACCUCUUGGUCACAUUCAGUUAAAUGUUACAAAUACUGAAAUCUGGCAGUUAAUUCUUUACUAAGCCUUGGAGACCCAGAUAUGCUUAUGAACCUUGAAGUUUCAUGAAAUUUAUUACACUUUUCAGUUUAGUGAUAAGAUUGUGAUAUAUGAAACACUAUUUCAUCUGUUACGUCAUGCUAGCUGAAGCAGUUAUAAAUCAGAAAAGACCAUAUCUAACUUGCAGUCUUCUCAUUUCAAGGACAGGUUUUGAUGUUUUGCCUGUAGUUCUUAAGUUAUUAAUUACAAUAAUCUGAUUUUCUUUAAGCAAAGGUCCAGUUUCUAAGGUUAAACACUAUCUUGCUUACUCGGUUUAAGCUUAAUUUCCCAGAGUCACAGUGGCCUCCCACUAUGCAGGUUCUGUUUUAUUUUAUUAAUUCUACUACCUGUCAUUAUUAAAACUGUUUAAUGUGAUUUAUGACCUACUUAGCCAUUGCUAAAGUUGGCUUUCAGUUGCAAUUUGAUCCUUCCCAUAUACAGUAUAUAUACAUUUUUUCAAUAACAAAUCUUAAAGUCUCCAUGUUUGAUCUAUUUAAGCCCAACUUUUUGUACCAUCCUUUCACAUUCUUGGAACAUAAGAGUGUUCUGGCCUAGCAGAGAGCAUUAUACUCCACCUGACUCGCCAUUAACUAUGCAAAUCUCAUAACCUACUACAGGUUAAGUAUCCUUUAUCCAAAAACCUUGGGGCUGAUUGCAUUUUGGAUUUCAGAUAAUUUUGGUUCUCGGAUACCGUACAUAAACUUACAUUACAAUAGCCUAAGCCUAGGCUAGCUACAAUCUAAAGUAAAUAAAAUGGAAAAGUAAGAUGUAUCACUGAAUAAAUAAUAAUUACAGGAUUCCUGUUUGUUUUUGACAUGUUCACCACAAAAAUUGCAAGGUAAACAGUGCAGAUAAACAACUAGAUUCCUCGUGUUAAAUGUCGAUGAGGUUCAAAAAAAGUGCAUUUUUUUGGAUGUGUUCAGUUUUCAGAUUUACUGAUAAAGGCUACUCAACCUGCAUAGUAAAAGCAAGAUACUGCGGAUGCUGGAAAUCUGAAAUAAAAACAGGAAGUACUGGAAAAACUUAGCAGCUCUGGCAGCAUUUGUGGAGAGAGGCAGAGUUGACGUUUAGAGUCCAUAUGACUCUUCUCCAGAGCUGAGAUGACCUUCUAGUUUCUUAUCAACUUUAGUUGCUUUCUGUGACAUAUAGUUAUCCGUAUAUUGAAUUUGCCAACACUAUCCAUCUCCACUGAUACCCUGGACAAUUUGUGCCAUACAUUCACCAUCCUCGAUGUAAAGUCAUUUAAUCAAAACUGCCUAUUCUCUUCCUCUCUUGUGAUUCUGUGACCUUUAUUGUAGAAUUUGUGUUUAUGUUAAAUAUAGUCCUAUAUUAAAGAAAAAACAAACUUGCAUUUAUAUAGUAUUUUUCAUGACUCCAAGAUCUCCUAAACCAUUUUACAGUCAGUGAAGUGCUUCGGUUCAAUUUAUCUAUACACCUUAGAUUCCUGAACAUAUCAAUGACAUUUCUUAUGUACUGUCUCCUUAUAGUACAGGUACCUAGUCCAAAUUAUCAAUUUAGUUCACUGUAAUGUCACAAAUGCCGUGUUAUCCUCACUGUAAUAUGGGUGGCCAGAAUCAUAUACAGUACUCCAGGUGGUGCCGCAGCACUGCUUUGUACUAAUUCAUUGCAGGUGGUUUGAGAUUUGUGUUUUAUCCCUCUGGCUGAAAACCUCAAGAUCUUGUUCGUUUUUCUUUUCAUUGUUGUCACACAUUGUACUGUGGUUUCAAAAGACUACCCACAGACAUUUCAUGUCAUCAUCCUUUGCUGUGACCUGCAGAGUAAUGCAAAUUAGGUUAUAUUCCCACUGCUUAUUCACCUUCAGUCUCAUCCCUUUGCAAACAGCAAGUGCCCAUUACCAGUCUAAUUUCCCGAUCUAAAAUCUCCUUUUGUAUUUGCUGUUUGUUCUGCUAUUUGUAGUCCUUUUCUUCACCCACGUACCCCAGGUUUGAUACUAUCAACAUACUUUGCUUCUGUUCCCACUUCCAAACAAUUUUCACAUAUAUUGUAAAUAAUAAUGGUCCAAGCACUGAUCCCCAAGGUUAGACAUCUCCUUCCUGCUGAUGCAGUUCCAUAUGCAGCUCUCUUUCAUUUCCUCUGAUUCAGCCAAUUUCCAAUUCGCUACGGAAACUUGGCUGCCAUUCAAGGAAAUGUGUCCCUUGAGUUUGUUAACCACUAGAACAGUCAACCAUUAUCUUUGCAUUUCUUUGCUGAACCAUUAUUAGUGACAAUCCCUGGUCCAUUUUAUUUGCAUUUGUUUCAAAAUAUCAAGAUUUGUUGCACGUGCUUUUUCUAAAAUACUGAUUAAGUUCAAAUACAAUGGCCUGGAAUGUCUUUCAUCUUUAUUGCCCAACUUCCCCUGCACAGGAUAGCCACCUUAAUACGUGGAUUUUUGCCUUACAGUAUAGGUGUACUGAUGGUCCAGUGCAAGGAAGACCACACACCACCGAAGAUAUCCAAUUGCACUAAAACUAUGCCCAUGUUUAUACUUUUCUUUUUAUUAUAAAGGGACUGGAGUAUAAGAGUAAGGAAGCCUAGCAGCAAUUGUAUGGGCUUUGGUGAGCCCACACCUGGAGUACUGUGUACAGUUUUGGUCUCCUUACUUAGGGAAAGAUAUACUCGCCUUAGAAGGUUCACUAAACUGACUCCUGGCAUGAAGGGAUUGUCCUGUGAACAGCAAUUGAGUACAGUAUGUCUAUACUCCCUAGAUCUAAUUAAAAUAUAUAAAAUUUAUAAGGUACUUGACAUGUUUUUUGCUGGGAGGAUGUUUAUCUUGGCAGGAAUUAGGGCUUACAGUCUUAGAAUAAAGGCAUUGGCCAUUUAGGACUGAGAUGAGGAGAGUGCUGCGGGUGCUCAGCCAUUGACUUUAUUUAAAUCAGAGAUUGGCAAAUUUUUGGAUACUAAGGGAUUCACGGGCCUAUGGGGAUAGUGUGGAAAGGUGUAGAUGAGUCAGAAGAUCAGCCAUGAUUUUCUUGAGUGGCGGAGCAAACUAGAGGGGCUGAAUGGCCAACUCCUCCCAUUUCUUAUGUUCUUCAAAUGAGACUCUCUCCCACAUUAUGACUACAUUUACACUUCAAUUAUUGAUCAUUUUGUGCAUAAAUCUGUCAAAUGACAGCGCCUUAAUUGGAUUACAGAACCAAUUUAGUCAAUCAGUACCAAGUCAAUCAUAGCAGAGGAAUCCCACCAUAAACUUCUGUGUUUCUCUGCCUCUCUGCCCUCCCCUUUAAAUUGCUCCUUAAAACCUACCUCUUAAUAAAACUUUAUAUGGCUCAGUGUUAGAUUUUGUCUGAUACCAUUCUGCGGCUAUGCCUUGAGCUGUUUUUUAAUUAUGUUAAAGGUGCUAUAUAAAUGCAAGUUGUUGUUGUUACAGAAUGAAGUUAGAUAAGACCUGAAGGGCAUAAUAGAUAAACUAAUAAAAAUCAUUAGUUCUUAUUUAGUUGACCACUUCUACCAUAUUAGGCUGCAUGCAUCAAAUAAAUGCAAUACUCCAAACUCAUAGUAAAUUUUGUACACAAGUCAGUUCCUAGCUGCCUUUCACCCUAGAAUAUUAUUAAAUGCCUGACAUCUCUGAGUGAGUGCUCAGGUAUGUUAAAUAUCUAUUUGCUUAAGAAAUGGCAUAAAUUAUGCCUUGAGCUGCAAUGCUAAUAUGGAUGAAGCUAGAUUGAAUGAACAUUUGAAUUUAGCUGUAACCAUCGCAAGCUAAAUCGAUACUAGAUCCUGUACAAUAAUUUUGUUUAGAUUAUCAUGUAACUGGUUUUAUAACUGUGAUGAACUUUCUUAUUUGUGUAUUUAGAGCUAUAGUAAUAUUCACAGUGCCUGUGUUCUGAACCAUCAGAAUGUGCAUUCAAUUAUAUUAUAUAGAUCAUUGGUUUAAAUGCAGCACUCAUUGUGGCAGGAACCAUGGCGACCAGGCUCACUUAAUCAUGGGAGAGGACCUGCGUCUUUCUCCCAGUGGUGGGUAAAUCUUCCUUGAUUAAGUGGGAAGGCAGAAGGGGCAGACACGGGACUCCUGGCAGCAUACCAAUUAAACUCAACAAUGAGCCAAUUAGCACCAAUGAUCCCUGAGCCCAUCACAAUUUACCGUUCGCUCAAGGAUUAAGUGAAGGCAGCAUGGCGAGGGUGGGGAAAUCCCUCGCUACCAGCACUCUAUGCCAGAUUGAGUAAUACACCAAUGGGCCUUGAGGUGGCCACUGAAUUGUUGGCGUGUGAGCAGCUGACACCCAUGCAUGCCCAACAACUGAAAUAUCGCAUGGGUGUGCGAUGACAUCAGGAUGCUCAUCCAAUGUCAUCGCGCAUCAUUUUAUGCUUGAGCGGGUCGAGCAUGUGCCUGCCCACUCAAAGAAAAAUCCUGCCCCUAUUCAUGAAACUUGUUCAAAGGUUUUAAAUCUCUUUAAGUGGUUAAUCUUUGAUUUUAAAAAAAGCUUCUAUUCAUAGUCCACAACAUGGUAUCUUUAAACUGUCAAUCAAACUGUGAACUCAGAACCCUCGCCGCCCCCCCCCCAACUAAGAUAAUUGUAGUUUUUGAAACUCAGCUAUGCAUUUAUAAUGAUGUAAUAAUGGCCCUUGGGAAAUGUCAACAAAGAACACUAUUAAACUGCAUGAACAGAUGGUCAUUUUUUUUCAACUUACACCAGAUGGAAUGUCAAUCAAAGCAGUCUAGCAGUGUGAUUUUUUUAACCUCCACUAAGAGCUUAAUUCUCAUAUUUUCAUGUUUAAAGAGCAAGGGAUUUAAAAAGCUUAAAAUCAUGACACUUAAACAGACCUUCAAGAGCACUCAGGUCUAGUCUAUCAAUUUGUUACUCCCACAGCAGGCUAAGGCCCUUGGAGUAGCCAAAAUGGUUUGAACUCAGAACUAAGCUUAAAUGUCCCUGCUAAGUUUGGGUUUCCUGCCUGUUUGAAUCACACCCUGCCCCCUUCCCCCACCAGCAAAAAAUUAGAUCCAUCAGAAAUGGGGACAGGACUUACUCAUCCAGGUCCUGACCACCAUUAUUAAGAGCCCAUGACCCGGACUGCACAAAAUCCAGCCCUAAGUCCAAAUACUGCUCACGUGAUCACUUACCAGGUCAGAAAAUUGUAUCACUUAACCAGCUAACCUCAAUUAACCUGCUUAUAGACCAAAGCAGAAUAACAUCAGGUUAUACUAUAUGUACACCUGCUGCCAAAUACAGGGGUAGGACUAUAUAUUCUUACAUAUCUGUAGCCGAUAGAUUUCAAGAUGCACCAAUAGAGCUAAUAACUUACCAGUGCACAUCAUUAUUAAAUGAAUUACUGGUAAUUAUUUUAUUAGAUGGGAUGACAGUUAAGAAAGAGUAGCCAGUGCAAAAUUGACCAGUUGAUUCUCAUAAAUUAUGAAGUGUUUAUACUCCAACCACAUGAUAAUGGUAAUAAAUUUGGAAAGGAUUCCUCUUAAAAUCAAUCUUUGCAGUAUAGAUACUGGUAUCAGCAUUGUAUAAGCACAGCCCUGUUGUGAGGUCAAGAGUAUGCCUUUCACCUCUGUUGUGUCUCCACUCAUACCUGCUUACCAAACCUGCAAUAAAGUAAUUGUAGAUUUUUGACUGGUGCCCAGACUGAGGUAAUUGUGGUACAAGUGCAAACAUGGCUUUAAGACUUUUGAUAUAUAUAUAUAUAUAUAUAUAUAUAUAUAGAAGAUACUGCCUCCAGUAGCAAAAACCUGAAAUAUUAACACACUGGCUCUGAACAUGUCUUAAAUUGCACCUAUUGUAAUCUUACCACCUAAAAUUCAAAGGAAUGAAGAAAACAAUUAGCAAUAUUGUAGCAUUAGCUUCAUGAGGAAGUGUAUAAAACUAUAUUUUAAUUAUGGAGGAUCAGAAGUCAGAAUAUGUUUCAAUUUCAUCACAAUGAGGUCAGUUCUCAAACAAUGUAAUGAUGUGUUUACCACGAUUUACAUAUUCAUGUAUGGUGGGUGAGGGGGUGGAUAGCGCAACACUAUGAACAGUAAUCCUUUAAAACCAGAGCUGAUCAUUUCAAGAUGGUGGAUGAAGGAUAGAUUACUGAACACUCAUGGAAAUGAUUUAAAGGAGUUUCAGCACCACAACGUCACAGAAUGGAAAUAAAUUCUUAAGCAUGCAGUUACUUCCUGCUAAUGCUGCAAAAAUGUUUUGUAACUGGAAACUUAAUUAUACUUAAACCCUAAAGCAGAACCUCAUUUGGAACAUUAGACACAUUAUUGAAAGUGGUGAGUCAUCACACAAGUCACACCUCCUCAGCACUAGGUUAGACAUACAGUCGAGAGUGUACAGUUUAUUGUUUAAAUGAAUUUUUAAAAGAAUAUAUAAACACAUAACCAAACAAAGGCUUCUGGUGGCUAUCAUAUAUCUUGAACUGUAAAUACUGAAUUGAAUACAUAUUCAUUAGCUUCUUCCAUUUCUUGCACUUUUGAUAUUUAGAAUUGCUGAAUUGCAAAAUGCAGGUUUUUAUAUAAAAAAAAUCUGCAGUUGAAGUGAAAAUGUGCAUCUUGUGUCAUCAACCUCUUAAAAGAUCAUGACAAAUGUAAUUAUUUCUUAAUGUAUAAAACAGAAUAAUGUUGAGUUUUAUAGAAUGUUCCAAAUGAACCUUAUCUGGCAGACAGUUUAAUAAAGUCUGAACAGGUAUUCUGGAGUGUCUUUGUGCAAUGUAUCUAAUUAACUCUUCUGCUGCUGAUGUUUGUAUAGCAAAACAUAGCAUGUAACUAACUAUUCGAGCAUUCAAGUCACUGAUAAGAAAAAAAAGCCGGAGUUAAUUGGCUUCUCGGUUGUUUUUAAAAUGCACAAAACCCUGAUGUUGUUCAAAUGUAGAAAUUGAAUAAAUUGCUGCAAGAAAAUCAUUUAAAAAUAGAACUCGAAGAAAAUCACCAUUGGGAAAACCUAACCUUUAAGUAUCUCUGGCUAUAAUGAACGAAGUAGUAAUUGGGUGUGAUUAAUCAUUCAAAUAGAAAAUAAUUAUGCCAAUGAACUCCUUCUUGGCAGGAAAGAUUAAAAAACUAAUUAGUUUAAAAAGUAGGCCACCAAGGGCCAUCAGGCAUUGAUCACAUCUCUGGUAGAUGGUUUAGCAGCAUCCGGCAUUUUAUUUUGAAUGUAAAUGUCACUGAACACAUCAUUCAUCUUGUUUAUUUGCUUUAAAGUAAAUUAAAUAGCUU
Messenger RNA from Carcharodon carcharias (great white shark), 13297 nucleotides. RefSeq names its product Rho guanine nucleotide exchange factor (GEF) 28a (gene arhgef28a). The record is from RefSeq and is a predicted model, not a curated record. The transcript is spliced from 37 exons. NCBI's taxonomy places the organism in Eukaryota, Metazoa, Chordata, Chondrichthyes, Lamniformes, Lamnidae. The coding region runs from base 500 to 6031 and encodes 1843 amino acids. Gene Ontology annotation, molecular function: guanyl-nucleotide exchange factor activity. Gene Ontology annotation, biological process: regulation of Rho protein signal transduction.